Gasterosteus aculeatus aculeatus (three-spined stickleback) is the source of this 602-nucleotide messenger RNA. It is a transcript of the gene gngt2b, whose product is annotated as guanine nucleotide binding protein (G protein), gamma transducing activity polypeptide 2b. Gene Ontology annotation, molecular function: G-protein beta-subunit binding. The record is from RefSeq and is a predicted model, not a curated record. Gene Ontology annotation, biological process: G protein-coupled receptor signaling pathway. Gene Ontology annotation, cellular component: heterotrimeric G-protein complex. NCBI's taxonomy places the organism in Eukaryota, Metazoa, Chordata, Actinopteri, Perciformes, Gasterosteidae.
AAGCCGGCAGCAUGGAUCAGCUGGGAUGAAGAGCAGUGGGAGCGAGGGGAUCAGUCACUGUGAGGAAGCGACCGGACUGCAGGGACUCUUAGGAGCCAACACCUUUUCACAUUUUUGAGGAUCCCACCAUUAAACAGUCAGGAUGGCUCGGGAUAUGUCAGAUAAGGAAAUCCUGAAAAUGGAGCUGGACCAAUUGAAGAAGGAAGUUAACACACCCCGGACACCAGUGGCUGCAAACUGUGCGCUGACGGUCACUUUUGUCGAGCAAAUGGUGCCAAACGAUCCGCUGAUAAAGGGCGUUGCGGAUGACAAGAACCCGUACAAGGGAGACAAGGGAGGCUGCAUAGUAACAUAGCACACGGAGACGCAGGGAAUAGUUAAACAGUUUUAUAUGCGAUAUCCGGUUACAUCACUGUUUUUAAUCCCUGUAGAACUCUUGUGGGUAAAAUGUUUCGGUAGUGAGACAACUGAGAUCUGUAAAGGUUGUUGCUUCCCGGGAGAGAGACCCUUUUCCGUCACUGGAUUACUGUAUGUACCUGUUGAUAUGAAAACGUGUCUUUGCCACUUUGUAAUUAAAUGCAAAUAGCUGUUCAGAGCCUCGA